AUGAUGGGAGCGAAAAGCACUACUACUACGACAACCACUACGACAACUAUUACUCAUCAUCCGGAUGGUCACGAUGAAAUAGUCAGGAAACAGGAUAUAGUCACUACUCAAUAUCCUACAAUUUUUGGCAAGCCUAUUGUGCAAGAGGCCGAAGAGCAUAAUGAGCUUGAAGACAAACAUGCCGAUUUGCCCAACUUACAAAAGCAUCGAGCUAUCAUCACUGGAAAUGCUAUGGUUGCUCCGUCCAUCAAUCCUGUGCGUCAAACUGCCGUACGCUCUGAUUCCCGAUCAACCAUACAAUGGGAUACUCCUCCUACCAACUAUUACUCAGAAUAUCCAGGGCUUGUUUCAUCUUGUCAGGGUCAGAAGCGUGCACUGCUGAUUGGAAUUGUGUAUCGAGGAAGUGAACAGACACUUGAAGGAUGCAUCAAUGAUUCGAUGUUGAUGAAAAAGUUUCUUAUACAAAAAUUCAACUAUGAUCCUGCUCAUAUCCGAGUGCUAUCUGAAGACAUGGAUGACCCUAAGCUGCAUCCCACUCGUAUAAAUAUCAUUGAUAGUUUUAAUUGGCUUGUAAAAGACACUUUCCCUGGAGACUCGCUUGUAUUUCAGUACAGUGGUCACGGUGGCCAAAUUGCAGAUUUGGAUGGUGAUGAAUCAGACGGGUUGGAUGAAAUGAUUUUCCCCUUGGACCAUAAGGAGAAUGGUGUAAUUUUAGAUGAUGAGUUGAAUGUGUUGCUAGUUAAAGCUCUUCCCAGAGGUGUUCGCCUAACAGCUGUAUUUGACUGCUGUCAUAGUGGUUCUGCAUUAGAUCUCCCAUUUACAUAUCUACCAAAUGGACGUAUCAAGGAGAAUACUACCAUGACCAAAAUUGGUCGAAUGGCACGUCGAACUGUGAGCGAUCUCUCUAAAUUUAAAAUCAAAAGGGCCAUGUCCAACAUUCAGGGCGGCAUCAAGCAGCUUAAAGCGCGAACUCAGUCGCAAAGUGAAAAGGUGGCAUCCAAGGGUAGUUUAGUUGCGGAUGUGAUUCUUUUUGCGGGAUGCAAAGACUCGGAAACAAGCUCAGAUGCUAAAGUCAAUGGCCAAGCUGUUGGAGCCAUGACAUAUGCCUUGACAAAGGUAUUAAAGGAUGACAAAAUGCCGACCUAUGGUGAGCUGCUCAACAAGAUUCGGCAUGUGCUUGCGGCACAUUUUUCACAGAAGCCACAGAUUAGCUCGGCAAGGUACAUGGACAUGAGCCAGCCUUUUAUCAUGUAAAACUGUCUUUUCUGUAGGAUCAUGUUCACUAGUUAUUAUAUUAUCCACUAUUUAUGCCAACGAUAAGCACAAGCCACUUUGUGCAGUAAUAAAAAACAUCAUGCAUCCAU
Messenger RNA from Batrachochytrium dendrobatidis JAM81, 1364 nucleotides. RefSeq lists its product as uncharacterized. The record is from RefSeq and is a predicted model, not a curated record. NCBI's taxonomy places the organism in Eukaryota, Fungi, Chytridiomycota, Chytridiomycetes, Rhizophydiales. Bases 1 to 1254 code for a protein of 417 amino acids. Gene Ontology annotation, biological process: proteolysis. The transcript has 5 exons. Gene Ontology annotation, molecular function: cysteine-type endopeptidase activity.